CUUCAACUUCAAUUGUUACGACUCGACCUUGGGAGACUCAAUUGUCAUUAGCUCGCUACAACAUCGAUAGCAGAUCAGCCUGCAUGCCAAAUCCUGGAUCCAAAAAGCGAAAGACACGCCAUUCAGGACGAAAUUUCAGAAUGACACGGCAGGAGCCAGGUGCUACCAUGCUUGCGCUUGCCGACACUGGCUUGUUGCGACUUGUAGAUGAACUUCUGCUCAACGUUCUCGACUUCGUAACAUCCCUUGGAGAUCUUCGCAACAUUGCGGCAACAUGCACACGUCUUCAGGGUCUUGCGGAACCGUACAUCUGGCGCUCCGUGUUGGUGCUCAGCGGGACACAUGCACGCAACGUUGCUGUAGCAUUGGAUCAACGCGAUCAGCGAGUUGAUUUCAUCCAAGAACUCUCAAUCCGGUAUAGGAAUACACAUAAAGAGGGCAUUGAGGACCUCAAUCACUGGAUGACACUGAUGUCAAAGCUCCGCUAUUUGACUCUUGAAAGCCCUUGUCCAAAUAAUUCCGAGUGGAGUCAGGGCGAACUCUUCGACGGUUGGUCAAGAAUUGACUAUUCAAACUUGAUGGCGAGCGCAGUGUUCCCGAGAGAAGGCUUACCAGUCGCGUUGCCAAUGCUACAAUCUUUCACAUUGCAUGCCCAUGGGCCAGAUGACAGGAAGUUCGAUCUUGACAACCGACUGGCUUCUGUGUUCUACCACCCUACUCUCCGCGACCUCACUAUAUCUUGCCUGAACAUCAAGAAUGCCGAUAUGGAAUCAACGAUCAAGUCUUUCGGGAAAGAGCGUAAAUCUACCCCGCUACGUUCUUUAACCUUCAUUGAAUGUAACAUUGAUAUGGAUACACUCUUCACCAUCCUCAGCAUGCCGAAGGCUCUAAAACAGCUCUCGAUUGGUGAGCGUUUGCAUGUGUUCACAGGGGCACACCCAGCCAUGCAUGCUGAGCAGCGAACAUCCUCGGAGCGUUUCCUACCAGCUCUGCAGCAACAAGCAGGCUCACUUGAGAAACUGACUCACAUUGGAGGCUCGCUCUCAUAUAUGCUCAGGCGUAUAACCGACGAGGAUGGUGCCGCCAAGCUGCGCUCCUUUACUGAACUACAACACCUCGAGCUGGGUUUCGAGUCGCACCUUUACUAUUACCUCCGCGCGAACGGGUUUCCACCGCGACUCAAAUAUCUCAAGAUGCUAGAUAACGCCAUAUCAAACAGCUACAGCCAGCAACCUGAUGCUCUCACGAGAACAGUGUUCCGCUCAGCGACAUCGCUGGUUACGCAGUGCUUCCCCUCUAGUGUGCCGGAAGACUUCACACUUCACAUCCACUAUUCGCAUACGUAUGCUUUUCGCUCAGCAGAAGCUGAUGAAUGGAUCUCUACACUGUUUCUUAGUCGGCCUUUGGUCUACAGGAUUGCAGAUAUUUUGCACGAACACAAAGGCCGGCUCGUUAUGUCGCGAGACUCAUUCCCUUCAGGUGAUUCUUACAUCCCACCGUACAUGUACGGCGAAGAGCUACCGGUCGAGAAGAUGCUGUAUAGCUCGGAUAACUACUUCACGUUCAACGGAAGGGAUUACAGAGUCCUCGACGAUGAAAGACAUCAGGCGAAGGUGGAGAGAGGUCUGUUAGUGUGUCCGAAGUGCGUGAGCCGAGCCUUUACAGAGCGCGAAUGCAAGCAAUUAGGAGACGGGAGUCGGUGUCAGCCUUGUUACCGGGAUGGUAUGGAAUGCGGGUGGGCGAGGGAUGAGAACGGACAGCUCGCGAGGCCAAAGGCGAGCGAGAAUCUGAAAUGAUGAUUGGGUUCAGAAUGUGGACUUCAUGUGCAUGCGCCCAUUAGAGAUAAAUACCACGAGAUCACUCUGCUAUCUUCUUUAGCACUUAAUAAAUAAUCCCAACUUCAAUCUGCUGCAUUUGGAUAAGUUCGUCGAUGGAGAUGGUGGAAGUUGUGCCAAGGUUCAGCUUUCG
Boeremia exigua is the source of this 1968-nucleotide messenger RNA. RefSeq lists its product as uncharacterized. Bases 84 to 1796 code for a protein of 570 amino acids. Lineage: Eukaryota; Fungi; Ascomycota; Dothideomycetes; Pleosporales; Didymellaceae. The transcript has 2 exons. The record is from RefSeq and is a predicted model, not a curated record.